Molecule: messenger RNA, 1494 nt
Organism: Salvelinus namaycush (lake trout)
Lineage: Eukaryota; Metazoa; Chordata; Actinopteri; Salmoniformes; Salmonidae
Product: transcription elongation factor A protein 2-like
Exons: 10
Coding region: 148-1080 (310 amino acids)
Biological process (GO): DNA-templated transcription; transcription elongation by RNA polymerase II
Cellular component (GO): nucleus
Molecular function (GO): nucleic acid binding; zinc ion binding
Source: RefSeq, a predicted model, not a curated record
AGCAAAGCCACACUUGCGCGGUAGGGGGAAACAAGUGGAUGCGUUCGGGACAGUAGGGGAAGGGAAAGAGACGAGGUUUUUCAACAUAAAUGGAGGUUCAUCCGUAGCGGGAGAGAAGAGCAGCUGCAAAAAAAAAAUACAAGCAAAAUGGCGAAAGAGCAAGAGGUCGAACGCAUUGCUAAAACGCUGGACAAAAUGGUGCACAAGAAAAACACGGAUGGUGCCAUAUAUCUGCUGAGGGAACUGAAGAGCAUGACGAUGUCUCUGGAGACUCUACAGUCCACCAGGAUCGGCAUGUCAGUGAACGCUGUGAGGAAGCAGAGUUCAGAGGAAGAGGUCCAGACUUUGGCCAAAUCACUCAUCAAGUCCUGGAAGAAACUACUGGAUGGUGCUGAGGGGAAGGCUGCGGAGGAGAAGAGGAGGGAGGCCUCUCCUCUGAGGUCCUCAACGUCCAAGGACAGUCCUGGAUCCAGCGACCAGAGCAAGAAACUGCCUGAGCCCCCUACGACCCCUACGACCCCCACCGCCCCUACGACCCCCACCACUCCAAAGUUCACCACCUUCCCCCCUGCCCCCGUCACCACUGACAGCGUACGCACCAAGUGCCGAGAGCUGCUGGUGGCUGCCCUGCAGACCGACGAUGACCACAAGACCAUUGGAGCAGACACGGAGAACUUGGCUGCUCAGAUUGAGGACUGUAUCUACCAGGAGUUUAAGUCUACAGACCAGAAGUACAAGUCCAGACUGAGGAGCCGUAUCUCCAACCUGAAGGACCAGAAGAACCCAGACCUCCGGCGCAACGUCCUAGCUGGAAACAUCUCUGCUGACCGCAUCGCUAACAUGGCCGCUGAGGAGAUGGCGAGCGCGGAGCUGAAAGAGAUGAGGAAGGCUUUGACCAAGGACGCCAUCAGAGAGCACCAGCUGUCUAAAGUGGGCGGGACCGAGACGGACAUGUUUCAAUGUGGCAAAUGCAGGGGCAAGAACUGCACCUACACACAGGUGCAGACGCGCAGUGCUGAUGAGCCCAUGACCACCUUCGUACUGUGCAACGGCUGUGGCAACCGCUGGAAGUUCUGUUGAGGAGACUGCUAGUAGAAGAUCUGGCCUGGAUGAAGAAGGAAACCUGGACCUAAUUUUGUUACAACUGUAGACAGUUUUUUUUUUUUUUUUGCUUUUUUUUGAUACGUUUUUUUUUUUUUUUUUACAUUUAACUCAUCAAUCUGUAGAAAAUAUUUUGUCAUUUUGAUUAAUAUCCUCUUUUUUUUUAAAUGACUAUUAAAUCACACUAGCCUUGGUGCCUUUUUUUGUUUCUGCUCGCUGGCCUCAACCUCUAAUGGAAUGUUUUGGUUUGACAACGAGUUUUGGCACGAGCACAAACUGUUCUGGGACCAGGCCGAGGUUAAACACUUUGCUCUUAAAACAACUUUUUGGCUGUUCAUUAGUUGAAGCUAUAUCUUACUAAAAAAUGUUUUUUUUUGGGGGGGGGCUUUAGGG